This is a messenger RNA of Oikopleura dioica, 453 nucleotides long. The record is from the annotation of a GenBank genome assembly. Lineage: Eukaryota; Metazoa; Chordata; Appendicularia; Copelata; Oikopleuridae.
AUGGUCAACAUGGAGAAACUCGCCAAGAUGCAGGCCGCUGCUCAAAUCGGAGGCAAAGGAACUAUGCGAAGAAAGAAGAAGAUCGUGCACAAGGCCGCCUCCGCUGACGACAAGAAAUUACAGAGCCAGUUGAAGAAGCUUUCAGUCAACCCGAUCCCCGGAAUCGAAGAAGUUAACAUGUUCAAGGACGACGGCACCAUCCUCCACUUCAGCAAUCCCAAGGUCCAAGCUAGCCCCAACGCGAACACCUUCGCCAUCUCUGGCUCCUCGCAGGUGAAGCAGAUCUCCGAGAUGCUCCCGCAGAUUGUCUCCCAAAUGGGCCCCGAAGGCUUCGCCGCUCUCAAGAAAGCCGCUCUUGGAGCUGAAGCACCCAAGGCUGACGAUGAGGUUCCCGAACUUGAAGGCAACUUCGAGGACGCCAGCAAGGCCGAAGAAGCCGCCAACAAAGAAUAA